Messenger RNA from Raphanus sativus (radish), 2799 nucleotides. RefSeq names its product putative receptor-like protein kinase At5g39000. Gene Ontology annotation, molecular function: ATP binding; protein kinase activity. NCBI's taxonomy places the organism in Eukaryota, Viridiplantae, Streptophyta, Magnoliopsida, Brassicales, Brassicaceae. The transcript has a single exon. The coding region runs from base 127 to 2628 and encodes 833 amino acids. Gene Ontology annotation, biological process: protein phosphorylation. The record is from RefSeq and is a predicted model, not a curated record.
UACUCUCAUCAUCUCUUAUUAUUAUAUUAUUUUUUGAAAAAUCAUCUCUUAUUUUCGUUUUCGUUAUUAUACACUCUUCUUCUCCCUCAUUCUCAAUCCUUCAACAACUCUCAUAUUACAGUUCCAAUGAUCAGUAACGCUCUGUUAGCCAUCUGUAUUCUCGUUUCCGCUGCUGUCCUAGCAGAAGCAACGGCAGCAUACAAGCCUACCGAUCUCUUUCUCAUCAAUUGUGGUUCUACCUCCGACACCACAGACUCUCAAAGCCAAACUUGGACGUCGGAUCAGAAGCAGCUUCUGACGUCGAACUUGGAGAAUGUUUCGUUGUCUUCAGAUGCAACGUACCAGGAAGAUGUUCCUCAAGUGCCCUACAUGACGGCUCGCAUAUUCCCAUCCAACGUCAACUACAGUUUUCCGGUCUCUCCCGGCUGGAAAUAUCUCCGGUUGUACUUUUACCCGACCCGGUACGAAUCUGGUUUUGACGCCGCAAGUUCCUUCUUCUCCGUCACAGUUAACGGUUUCACUCUCUUGAAGAACUUCAGCGCCGACUUAACGGUGAAGGCUUCCAAAUCGAAAUCCUUAAUCAAAGAGUUUAUCGUUCCGGUUAACAACACUCUGAAUCUCACGUUCACGCCGUCCCCAAGUUCGUUAGCUUUCGUUAACGGCAUAGAGAUUGUCUCCAUGCCUGACCGGUUUUACUCAAAAGGAGGAUUCGACAAUAUGAUAACGAACGUUGGUAGUACCAUUGACUUCAAGAUAGACAACACGACGGCUUUGGAGACUGUUCACCGGAUAAACGUUGGCGGGCAAAUGGUGGACGAGGUUCGUGACACUGGAAUGCUCCGGCGGUGGCUUCCCGAUGAUGAUGUCAUACUUAGUGAGAAUUCAGGAAUCAAACCGGAUGUACCGGGUGUGAAGAUAAACUACACAGAGGAGACUCCUCCUUAUGUUGCGCCUGAAGAUGUGUACAAGACGUAUCGUAUGAUGGGGAACGUCAACAACCCUGAAAUCAACCUGAACUUCAAUCUGAGGUGGCUCUUCAAAGUUGAUGCUGGGUUUCUAUACCUAGUCAGGCUUCAUUUUUGUGAGACUGUACCUGACGUCAACGGACCUGGCCAGCGUAUCUUCACCAUCUUCCUCGAAAAUCAGACUGCAAUGCUUGACAUGGAUGUGAUUGCCAUGAGCGGUGGUUCUCGAAUCCCGAUUUAUCUAGAUUUCAGUGUAUACGUGGGUUCUGAAAGUGGUCCCAGACCUGAUCUACGACUUGACUUGCAUCCUUACACGGAUGUUAAUCCAAUGUAUUACGAUGCUAUUCUGAAUGGUGUUGAGAUUCUGAAGCUGAAUGGUUCCGACGGUAGUCUCGCUGGAUCUCAACCAAACCCUCUAGUAUCAUCGGUCCAAACACCAAAUCAUGUAAAGACUUCGAUAAGAAAAGGUGAUUCACAUGUUUUGGUGAUAACUCUUGCAGUGGUUGGUUCUUCAAUUGUCCUAGCGGCGGUGUUGGUUGCUGUCAUUGCCUUGUUGUGUAAGAAGAAGAAAAAGAAAGACUUUCCUUUACAUACAACAAGAAGCAACCCUACGGACUCGUGUUCUCCUCUUACGGCAUUUCUCUGCCGUCGAUUCUCAAUCUUCGAAAUCAAAUACGCCACAAAUGACUUCGACGAGAAGCUAAUAAUUGGAGCAGGCGGGUUCGGUUCGGUGUUCGGUUCGGUGUACAAAGGACGAAUAGACGGCGGAACCACACUUGUGGCGGUUAAACGGUUGGGAAUUUCGUCGAAACAAGGCGCUAAAGAGUUCAAAACAGAGCUUGAGAUGCUCUCAAAGCUCCGUCAUGUGCACCUCGUUUCCUUAAUUGGAUAUUGCUACGAGGAGAACGAGAUGGUGCUUGUCUAUGAGUAUAUGCCACGCGGCACUCUUAAAGACCAUCUUUACAAAAGGAAUAAAGCUGUUGAUCCUCCUUUGUCUUGGAAACGGAGGUUGGAGAUCUGCAUCGGAGCUGCGCGUGCGCUACAAUAUCUUCACACAGGCGCAAAGCACCCGAUCAUACAUCGAGACAUCAAAACAACCAACAUACUUCUUGAUGAGAACUAUGUAGCUAAAGUCUCUGACUUUGGGCUAUCAAAAGUGGGUCCAACUAGUGAAUCUCAAACGCACGUGUCAACGGUCGUUAAAGGAACGUUUGGUUACUUGGAUCCUGAGUACUAUCGCCGUCAAGUGUUAACGGUAAAGUCGGAUGUGUACUCCUUUGGAGUUGUUUUGUUCGAAGUUCUGUGUUGCAGACUGAUCAAUAUCGAAAAUGUUCCACAAGAACAAUCAGAUUUGAUCAGAUGGGUGAAGUCAAAUUAUAUAGGAGGAACUCUCGAUCAGAUCAUUGACCCAGAUCUAGCUGUUGAUAUCACUCUGAUAUCAUUAGAAAAGUUCUGUGAAAUUGCUGUGAGAUGUAUUCAAGAUCGUGGUACUGAAAGGCCACAAAUGAACGAUGUCGUUUGGGGGCUUGAGUUUACGCUUCAGCUUCACGAGGCAGCUCAGAAAAACAACGAGGAAGGGACGAUGAUGGACGCAGAAGAUUUGUUUAGUAAUACUGAUGAUAACUGUGGUCCUGUUGUUGGUGAAGAACCUAAAGCACUGUAGAUUAGUUCGUCCAACACAAUCUCAGUUAUGCGUGUACCUACGUAUUUGCUGAAUUAAAAUCAUUGCUGUGUUUUUAGAAUAGUUAAAGUGAAUAGGCCUAGCCGCCUAGAUGAUCAUAUUAGUAAAGUUGUAACAUUGAUGAUCUCAAAAUGAAAGAUGUAGAUGAGUCAA